UUAGUUGCAUGAUCACUAGAUCAAGCCAUGGAUACGUUUACAAGUCCACCCGCUCCGGGUAGAUGCGUAACCUCCUCAAGGGAGAAUUCUAUUCUUUUACGGUUCAGAAGACGUACGUCUUCUUUGAGUAGAAUAACUCAGCUGUUAGUUUCUUAUGAAGAAGAUAUUUAAAUUUUUUGCAGUAGAUAUUUUUCUUCUUUUUGAACUUAACUUGAUUCGAGUAAAGACCUACUAAUUUGAUAUCGUUAAGCGUUUUACUGUUUUUAAUUAAGUGAUAUUUAACUCUCAAGUCGUCGAAUACCACAAGCACUACGCUCGAACAUGUUUGAAGCAUCUGUUUUCUGAGCAUAAGAAGAAAGAAAUCGACAGAAUCGUCAACGAAUACUGCUUCAAAAAGAUAAUGAAUGAGGGCUACGAAUGGCCAAACGGGGUGGCCCGUUUGGAGAAUACAGGAGGCUAAUGCCAUAUGCAAAGCUGUUGAAGACGUACUGCCAGCGAUCCCGAACAUAGAAAAUCUUACUGCCAACGGGUCGAUGUUCCUACCAGCGUUAGGCUUGAUGCUGCAAAAGGUGUUGCCUAUUUCCGAAGCUACUACAGACGAGCAAAAAAAGCCACGACUUUUCUCUUUAAUUCGAACACCUUCUUUGAAAUGGCACCAUAUCCAUAUCAACCACAAAACGUUGUCUAUUAUAACGAGCCAAAAGUAUCCUAGAAACACCUACAGAGAACAGGUUGAGGUCUUCCAUUGCGUUUUUUACUUGUAUACGUUUGGAUACAUUUCCGUCAAUGAUAUUGUUAACGACCGUGAAAUAAAGCUAAACUGCACUGCCCAAAGCGACGGACAUGGUAUUACACUACAGUUUGUCAGACGAAAGGCUACUUCCGGUAAUACAAAGGCAUUACUACAACUAGACGACUUCAACCUCGCGGAAGCAGGUGAGUAUUUCCACCCAAUUACUGUUGAUCCUGGACGGAAUGAAGUCUUUACAGCUGCGGUUGGCUUCAACAAUGUUAACCAUGAAACACGCAGUUGCAGCAAAGGUGAAAGAGCCAACUUUGCUGGCUAUACGAGGAGAAGCACUUAUUUGAAGAAAUUAAAAGAAAGGAAAGUAAUAACGUCCAUUGAAUCAUCGCUGCCUUCACCGAAGGUUGUGUCUAAAGAGGCCUAUAUUGUGUGACUUGGAAUACACAUUGCAACAUCUGCAGACACUAUUUGACUUCUACAGCUUCAAAUCGGCC
Mycotypha africana is the source of this 1239-nucleotide messenger RNA. RefSeq lists its product as uncharacterized. Bases 405 to 1178 code for a protein of 257 amino acids. The record is from RefSeq and is a predicted model, not a curated record. The transcript is spliced from 2 exons. NCBI's taxonomy places the organism in Eukaryota, Fungi, Mucoromycota, Mucoromycetes, Mucorales, Mycotyphaceae.